Messenger RNA from Linum tenue, 612 nucleotides. NCBI's taxonomy places the organism in Eukaryota, Viridiplantae, Streptophyta, Magnoliopsida, Malpighiales, Linaceae. The record is from the annotation of a GenBank genome assembly.
AUGACCCAACCCUUCUUCCUCCUUCCUCCCCAACCCAAUUUAGGGUUUUCCCCAUCCCAUCCAAAUUCGCUGAGCGGGGAGAAGAUCUCUCCGCCAUUAAUCUGCCGCCCUUCCUUCAUCUUCUUCCUCUGUCAUUCCCAAUUCCAAAAUUUUGAAACAGCUUACCUCAUCGGCAACGACGGGACCGGGGGCGGCGCUAGGUCCGAGAGCCCCGACCGAGCAAGGAGGAAAGAAACUAUCAACAUUGAGACAUUUCUUCGCGCGGCCUGGAGAAUCGUCUCCUCGAUCGAGCAGAAGGAGGAAGGCAGGAAGAACGAGGAGCAUGUGGUGCUCGUCAAGGAUUACAGAUCUAAGGUGGAGAACGAGCUCUCCGAUGUCUGCGCUAGCAUUUUGAACUUGCUUGACUCGAAUCUGGUACCGUCCGCUGCCUCCAGCGAGUCCGAGGUGUUUUACUUGAAGAUGAAGGGAGAUUACCAUAGGUAUAUGGCCGAGUUCAAGGUUGGUGAUGAGAGGAAGACGGUUGUUGAAGAUACUAUGCUUGCUUAUAAGGCUGCUCAGGUAAGGAAGCUCUCUGUUUCACGAUUGGACUUCGAUUCAAUUGAAUUCGAUUGA